UUUACGAAAUAACUGUUACAGAUAAAUUUAGCACUACCGUGGAAUGUGAUUAAGAGCCAAGAGUAGGAAAGUGGAUUGAGGAUGGACGGGGGACCUGGAGCCGAUUCCUGGGAAACUGUCGACCGUAAAGUAUCAAAGAAGAGUAAGAAGAAGGUUGAGGGAGAGGAGGAUGGUUCCUGGAGUCGAGUAUCAAAUGACAAACGUAAAAAGGAGUUCUCAGGAACUAGGGGUGGGCGUGGAACAGAAGGGAUGGGAGGAGAAAGAAGAGAUGGAGGGGAUCGUCGUGGGGAUGGUGGUGACAGGCGAGGAGAUCGCGGGAAACCUCCACGUGGAGGAUCUAACCAGAGAUACACUUUACCCCGUAGACCCGGUGGUCGAGAUAGAGAUGGAUAUGGUUCAGCUGCUGGAGGACCUGGAGCAGGACAGUUUUCACGCUCUACACCUUCUCCGGGUAGAAGUAAUGCUCAGACACCACAAAUCCAAGGAAAUCUAGGUCCACCCCCUCCGCAAGAUAAUAUCCCGAGUAAACCCUCCUGGGCUAACCUGGCUGGUAAGACGGGAGGAACAGAAGGUACUCAGAAACCAGUUCUGCCAGAUGUAACUAAGCCCAGCUUGAAGCCUUCUCCUACAGUCCCGGAGAAAGCUUCUGCUGCUUGGACUCCUAAACCAGCACUUGAAUCCACUUCUGUUGUAGAGAUAGCUCCUCAAACCACUUCUCUUGUCACAGAACUUGAGAAGGAUAAAGCUCCGACGGCAGAACCCCAAGAUCCCAGUCCUACAAAUGAGUUGAACAAACCUACAGAAGUAAAGGCAGCAAUUAGUGAAAUUAGUGCGAGUCUUCCUAGUAAGAAAUUAAUAACCCUGAACCCUGCUGCUCCUGAAUUUAACUUUGAAUCUGCAAAACUAAAAAUAAAAUCUGAACCUGUUAUAACCUUGAAUCCUGCAGCACCCCCCUUCACGCUGUACCCAGGGAAAGAUAUAGACGUCCUUGAGUCUCCCGCUGCUGCUGCCCUGGUUGUUAAUAAAGAUGUUGAAUGCAAUGGGAAUAUUGUUGCGCUGGAUGCAAACGAAAACAUUGAGGUCAGCAAACCCGCUUCCGUUAUCACUACAGUAUCGCUUAGUCCUCCAGUGGAUAAAACUCCUGAAUUGGAGAUUGUUCCGGUCAAUUCUCGCUCAAUAGAUGCUUCCAAGACAACCCCAGUGCCAUCAUCAGCUACUGAAUCUGUGACUACACUGACUAGUCCGGUCAGUAUUAAAUCUGUAGACCCUGAGACCCGUCACUACGGCAGGGAUGCUCUUCUGCAGCUACAGCAGCAUCCUCUAUCCCUUGUUAAACCUGAGCGUCUUCCAGCUUUAGAUAUUGUUCUAGAUUCUCCGCUCCGAUCCUCCAAUAGCGCUCCACAACUAGGAGAAACACCACAGUUCCAUCAGUUUGCUCGAACCCUGCCUUCUAAGCGUGAUAGUGUUAGGAAACCGUCAAAGAUAAUAUCCCUCUCUCGGGAACCCGUAAAGCUUCACAAGUCGGAGAACGCCUGGACUCCGGCAGUUAAGUCUCAAACUGAGCAAGAUGAGAUGGACGUCUUGUCUAAAAGUGUUCUCUCUAUUCUCAAUAAGUUGACUCCACAGAUGUUUGAUGUUCUGGUUGAGAAGUUUAAGAAGUUGGACAUUGAUACUGAAGAAAAGUUGAUAAUGUGCAUGGAGCAGGUGUUCGAGAAAGCUGUAGAUGAACCUUCUUUCUCGAGUGCUUAUGCCCGGAUGUGUAGGGAGUUGUCCCGCAAAGCUGUCACAAAAGAUACACAAUCAGACGAGAACUUUAGGCAGAUACUUCUGGACCGUUGUCAAAAGGAGUUCCAGGCUGAUUACAUCAGCGAGGAACAACGUAAGAAGUAUGAGGAUGAUUUGAACAACGCUACAACAGAAGACGACAAGAAGAAGAUCAAAGGAGAGUUUGAAACUCUAGAAUUAAAGAUGAGAAGAAGAUCCCUAGGAAAUAUUCGUUUCAUCAGUGAACUAUACAAUCUGAAAAUGUUGCCUGGGAAGAUUAUGCAUGAAAUAGUACGAAAACUGCUUGAAGCUGUUGACGAGGAGAGCUUAGAGAGUCUGUGUCGACUUCUCACAACUUCUGGGAGCAACAUGGAGAAGGAAACUGCUACCAUCCCGGAAGAAAGACGUCAUCUCUACGACUUUGACAAUUACUUCAGCAAGAUUGAAAAAAUCGUUGGGAACAAGAAGGUCUCGAGCCGAGUCAGGUUUCUACUGCAGGAUGUUGUGGAUCUGCGUAAAAACAACUGGGUGAGUAGACGUGUUGAUUCAGGUCCUAAAACUAUUCGACAGAUCCACAAAGAAGCUGAACUUGAGGCGUUGAAGAUAAAGCUUGCCGAUCAAAAUCUUAGCUCCCCGGUAGCAAGGCGAAGCGAAGAUCGAAAUCGACGUAAAACCGAAUUCCGUCCUCCUCGUGCCCAGCAAGAUGAAGGAUGGAGUGCUGUACCCCUGAAAGCUCAACGUCCCUCUGACGUGAUGGACCCUGAAAGGUUAAGGAACAUAAAGAAAGUAGACACCAACUCUAUCAAGCUCAAACCUGAUUCUGGGCGAGGUAUCUCUUCCUGGGCCGGAGGCAGUACUGGUCCUCAAACCCCCUCCGUCCACAGCGGAAACCGCUUCCAGAUGUUGGAGGAUUCCGAGUCUAUGCCGGCUCCUCAGGUUCACUAUAGUGGUAGAGCAAGCGAACCUAUUCGAACCUCUUAUGAUCGGAGCUUGAGCAGAGGAAGAAUGCAGUAUGGGAAACCUUCUUCACAAGUUUCUAGUCGCUCCAGUUCUGUGGAUAGAAGUGCUUCUCUGCGCGGUUCAGCAGCUACAGACGAAGAAGAGCUGAAAACUAAAUUUAGAACUCUGCUAGAUGAAUAUAUUAGCAACUGUGAUUUUAAUGAAACUCUGGUUUCUAUCUGCGAAAACUUUCAUUCUUCCAACAUCGAUUUUCUGGUGGAAGUAUGUUUCGACUAUGGACUGGAGAAGAAAGAAAAAGAUCGGUUGAAAUGUGGAGAUCUUCUCAGCGGAUUGAUGGAGAAAGAAUGUCUUCAGAUUUCUCAGUUGUGUACAGGCUUGGGGCGUAUUCUAGAAAUAGCUGCUGAUAUUAUUCUUGAUGUUCCCAAGUUUUGGGAGCUUACUGCGGACAUUCUAGCUUGUGUCCUAGUCAAAAGAAGCUGCUUUGACCGUGUAAUGGAAAAUAGCUGCGAGUUCGUGACCGACCAGAAAUUGCGCGAAAAUUUUAUUGAAACCGUUUUAGGUUCAAUCAAACGAAUGAACGAGGAUUCGUUCUCUUUGUUUAUAAACCAGCAUACAGAAGCCUUGGAGAAACUGCUUGGUUUGGACCUAGCUUCGUUUUUAACUGACAAACAAUUACUUGUUAUCGUGUCUAAACCUCUUCAGAACGGAAGUAGACACGAGGAUCUGUACAGACAACUCAGUGACGUACUUAAUAAGAAAGUCCCCGAAAAUGACGAACUGUCGAUCAUCGACAAAAUUCUUUGUGAUAAGGUGAUAGAGAAGGAUGUGUUGAGAAUUGUGGUGACGGCUGUGAUUGAGAGUGUUGUGGACGGGGUGGCUGGAACUCAAUGUUCUCUCCGAAUGGAAGGAUUAAAGGCAAGAGCUCCGAUCCUGAAGAAGUAUCUGGACGCUGACAAGGACCGGGAAUUGAACGCACUUUACGCAAUCCAGAGUUUAGUUCAUGGACUCCAGCAUCCUAAUAAACUACUCCAUCAGAUCCUCGAGGCCUUAUACGACCAGGAUUGUAUUAGUGAGGACGCCCUCCUGGACUGGGAGAAAAGUGAGGACCCGGAGGAGCAGGAGGGGAAAGGAGUAGCUCUCAAGUCCUGUACCCAGUUCUUUGAAUGGUUGAAGACCGCGGAUGAAGAGCAGGAGGAGAUGGAUAUGAUAGAAACGGUGGUGGAAUCAAAAUAGCUGAAUGGUGAUGCAUAAACUUACUGCUGGACAUAUGACCACUCCGGGUACCAACACAGUACACGAUCCACUACGGAGCUUUUAUUCUGGUCUUCAGUUGGAAUUCUUGCUCAUUUGCCACUAACUUGCUUAAAGAAAACGUUGGAUAUUUUAUUUUUAAUUAUUU
This is a messenger RNA of Eurytemora carolleeae, 4123 nucleotides long. Its product is annotated as eukaryotic translation initiation factor 4 gamma 3. Gene Ontology annotation, cellular component: eukaryotic translation initiation factor 4F complex. Gene Ontology annotation, molecular function: translation initiation factor activity; protein binding; mRNA binding. Bases 82 to 3957 code for a protein of 1291 amino acids. The record is from RefSeq and is a predicted model, not a curated record. NCBI's taxonomy places the organism in Eukaryota, Metazoa, Arthropoda, Copepoda, Calanoida, Temoridae. The transcript is spliced from 5 exons.